UCGAACGCGACACCAUGUAUUUGCUUGUGAACUUCAUUUUUGUAGCGCUGGCCGUGCUGCAGGUGCAGGCUGGCUCCUCCUACAUUCCGGACUCGGAUCGCAACACCCACACCCUGCAGAACGAUCUGCAGGUGGAGCGCGAUGGCCAGUACCGCUACGCCUACGAGACAUCCAAUGGCAUCUCCGCCUCGCAGCAGGGAUUGGGCGGUGUGUCCGUGCAGGGCGGCAGCAGUUACACCUCACCCGAGGGCGAGGUCAUCAGUGUGAACUAUGUGGCCGAUGAGUUCGGCUACCAUCCCGUGGGCGCACACAUACCCCAGGUGCCGGACUACAUACUGCGCGCCCUGGAGUACAUUAGGACGCAUCCGUACCAGAUCAAGGACUACUACACCGGCGAGCUGAAGACCGUGGAACACGAUGCGGCCGCCUUCAAUGUGUACACCCGCAACAUCCAGGAUCCCACUACCCCGAGAUCCCGACCGAGCACCACACCCAAGACCAUAUACCUCACCCAUCCGCCCACGACCACGCUGCGCCAAAGACGAGGUGCUGCUCCGACGCACUGAUGAUCGAUAGUCGAUGAUCGAUGGUCGGGCAUCAUUGGCUGGAAGGGAGGGGGCUGGUCUCUUGGGCGUCCAGCGGGCGAAUCUGUGAAUUUUGAUCUAAACAAUUAAUUAAGCCACGAACAAUAAAUAGAAGUGCUAAGCAAAAAUAAGCUAAAGUGUAAAACGACAACAACGAGUUGCUA
Messenger RNA from Drosophila teissieri, 748 nucleotides. RefSeq names its product pupal cuticle protein (gene Pcp). The transcript is spliced from 2 exons. The coding region runs from base 15 to 566 and encodes 183 amino acids. Lineage: Eukaryota; Metazoa; Arthropoda; Insecta; Diptera; Drosophilidae. Gene Ontology annotation, cellular component: chitin-based extracellular matrix. Gene Ontology annotation, molecular function: structural constituent of chitin-based larval cuticle. The record is from RefSeq and is a predicted model, not a curated record.